This is a messenger RNA of Nestor notabilis (Kea), 696 nucleotides long. It is a transcript of the gene LSM11, whose product is annotated as LSM11, U7 small nuclear RNA associated. Gene Ontology annotation, biological process: mRNA 3'-end processing by stem-loop binding and cleavage. The annotation marks the transcript as partial. The transcript has 4 exons. Gene Ontology annotation, molecular function: U7 snRNA binding. The record is from RefSeq and is a predicted model, not a curated record. Gene Ontology annotation, cellular component: U7 snRNP. NCBI's taxonomy places the organism in Eukaryota, Metazoa, Chordata, Aves, Psittaciformes, Psittacidae.
GUGAAGUUGAAGGUUUGCCCUGGUGAAGCUGCAAGGAAAAGUGGGAAGAGUGUAUUGUCUAGGUUUGUCCAUGAAGGCAGCCCACUGGGGGAGCUUCAUCGCUGUGUCCGAGAUGGUGUAAAAAUCAAUGUCCAUAUCCGCACUUUCAAAGGGCUUCGUGGAGUCUGCACAGGGUUUUUGGUUGCAUUUGACAAGUUCUGGAAUAUGGCCCUGACAGACGUGGAUGAGACAUACAGGAAACCAGUGAUGGGCAAAGCUUUCUAUGCAGAGCCUCAGCUCACGCUAACCCGGCUGUUUAGCAGACUCAAACUGCAGGAGUCCUCAGUAAAGAAGGGAGCUGACUCAAAGACUGUCUCAGAGGAGCUAGCCCUGACAAAUGACUCUCAGACGCUGGGAUCAAAAGCUGGAUCAGGACGAGGGAGAGCAGAAGAUGAGCGUGAGAGGCAGAAACGCUUGGGCAGAGCUGGAGAGAAGAAGAUGCCAGGUGACAUUUCACAUCUGGCUGCCAGAGGUGAAGCUGAUGUGGGCAGCGGGACUGCCCGCACAGAGGGUGCCAGUGCUGGUGGUACCCGUACAAGAAGCCAGUCAAGGAGAAAAAGGAGGCCCAAAGUGGAUUAUCAGCAGGUGUUCACACGUCACAUAAACCAGAUCUUUAUUCGGGGAGAGAAUGUCCUGCUUGUCCAUUUAGCACAUUGA